UCAGCUGGAGCAGGUACAUCUUUACUCUUUUUCAUGUAAUUAAAUGCUAUCAAAUGUUCAAAUUAAACGUAGGCCUAACAAAACAUUAUUAUGGUACUUCAGUGACAGAUGACUCAACUCUGAUUUGAAGCAUUGAUCCCUUUUCAUUGUUUUUCCACCACUUCUGUUUCUUUAGUCACAACCAAGGGCUCAGUUGAUCAUGUGACGCACGAUCAGCAAGGUCUGUCCUCUCCAUCUGAUUACCUGACUAAUCCCCUGUCCGGGGAGAAGCACAGACAACCUUGCUUCGGGUGGAACUAAACGUAUUUCUCCAACAGGUUUCCUCUAAAGACCUAAAUUCUAUCUAUUUUUUUAUAUGAAUGGUCAUAGGAGUUCUUAAUUGCAUUUUAUCGACGUUAAUAUCCUAAUUGCGAAAUGGGAGAAAUAACGCAACCUGUCCCUAAGUUGGUUCCGCACAAUUUGGAGACUUCCAAGGCAGAUAGGAGUCCCCAUUCAAGAUCGGGUGUGAAGAAACCUGUAGAACUUCUGAUCAAGUCCCUCAACGAGCUCGUCGCUGAAAGCCACGAAAAACCGUACGAGGCGGUAACAGUGAUGCACCAGACCUACGAGAAGGAGCGCAGGAAGCUCCUGCACCUAUGUCGAGAGGGAAGAGAGAAAAUCGUCAAGAAGGCUCCGGACGAAAAAAAAUCGCGGGCCCCCCUUCCCCCAACGCAGCUCCCUGCUUUAGUAGUGGUCGGUAGGGCUGUCCACGAGAGCAGCAGGAGCGACUGUUGUUCUCCACACACUGACGGUGAUGACAGCAGCCCGCCACCACAGCACUCUGUUGCGCAAGGAUUCAUCCGCAGCAGCAGCGCUGUGGGCAAACCCCCACCUUCUACUACUACUACUUACAAACGUAAGUGUGCGUUGAGAUCCCUCAGACCGAGAAACCACAACAACAAGAACAACAACGACGACGGCGGCAGGCUGUCCACCGGCAGCAGCCACAGUCUGGGUGACCUCAGACACUCCCCGGCCACUCAGACCCAGCUGGAGCGGCUCACGGGGGACAUCCACCAGAAGAUGCGCGUGACGGUGUCGGAGAAGGACCGCAAGAUCGCCGCCCUCAUGCUGGUCAAGCGCCGAGAGGAGAUUGGCCUGCUGUCCCUCCGCAAGCAGGGGGAGCACGAGCGGCAGCAGGCCCGCGGCGAGGAGGCGGCGCGGCGGGCGCAGGAGGAGAAGGGCAGGAGGAGGAGGCUGAGGCAGAGCCUGCAGCGCUGGCGGCAGGAGACGGAGGCCCUGGGCCGGAGCAGGGAGCGGCGGCACCAGGAGUUGACGUCCCUGCGCGAGCGGCAGGCGCGGCUGCAGGAGGAGCGCUGGCUGAGGUCCAGGGAGGAGCUGGAGGCCCGACGCCGUGAGGCGUCGGAGGCCGCCCGGACGGAGGCGCAGUCGCGCAAGCGCUGCCAGGAAGGGCUGCUCCGGGGCCGGGAGGAGGUGGAGCAGGCGGGGAGGGAGAAGGAGGCCCGGCGGGCGGCGGAGCGGGAGCAGAGGGCCAGGAGCGGGAAGGCCACGCGGGAGAGGAGGGAGAAGAAGAGGCUGUCGCUGGAGAACAGCCGGGAGCUCCUGCAGCACGUUCUCCUCAGAAAGCGCGCGGAGCAGCAGGCGAAGCAGGCUGAGGCGGAGGCCAGGGGCGCCAUGGAGCGGCGGCUCAGGCGCUCCCGGGAGGAGCAGGCACGGGCCUCGGAGGGGCGGCGCAGGGAGCUGCGGGAGCGGGGCUCCCUGCAGACGGAGCACAUCCAGCAGGCUCGCGCCGCCGCCGAGCAGCAGAGCCGCCAGCAGCUCCGCCACAAGCUGCUGCUGGUGCAGCUCAGCCAGCGCCGCACGGAGCGCGCCGCGCGCCAGGUCUCGGCCCAGACCCGGGCCCGGGCCCAACAGGCCCGGCAGCACAACCUGGGCCGCCGCCUCUGCCACCAGCAGCUCCGGGAGCGGGUGCGGAGGGAGGAGGAGGCGCGCAGGGAGGCGGUGGAGAGCCAGGUGGUGGCCAAGGAGCGCAAGAGGAGGGAGCUGCGGGCGCAGCGGGAGCGCACGCAGGAGGAGGCGCGCCGGGCGGCUCGCGCCUCCUUCCUCAUGAGGGAGAGCGUGAGGGAGCAGAGUGUGAGGCGGACGUUCGACCGCAUGGCGCUGGAGGCCCAGCUCUGCGCCCGCUUGGCAGGAGUCAAGCUCUGAGAGACCUCCUGCUAGGGUGCUGCUGCUGUGUCCUCCUACGGCUGUGUGAGCAGCAUGUGGACACUGUCAUGAUCUGGGGAAGGCCCCGCUGAGAUGUCAUGUGGUCGGACAUUAUGGGGGGCAGGAGGGGUCAAUGCUCCCCCUGAGUGAAAUCAUGAUGUCAGGUGCAAAAUAUUAUAGGUUUGAUUUGGUCUACAUUUCAUUGAGGAAUAGUAUAAGUUUACAUGACCAACAGUUCUACGUAAGUUGAAAAUUUGGUAGAGCCUAAAGAUCCCGCUGGCUGGGGAGAACGUUAGCGGCUGGGUUGCAGUUUCCCCAGAUUUCAGCCGGCUCCUCCCCAUGUUGAUCCACUUCAGGACCUCAGCGAUGGAAGGCCAAACCAGGGGAAACUGGACCAUUACUGGAAAGCUGGAUAGAUCAGUCUACCAGCCUACCCAGUGGACCUUAGCAAAUGUUGCUUAUCUAUCCAUCAUACAUCGAGUUGGACACUCCCACUUGUAUUCUCACUAAAACUCAGGAAAAACAAACGGCUUGCAAUGGCUAAUCACACUCACACCUGGUUGCAUAUCACCCCUUUAAACUAGUCUACGUGUGUUUGACCGAGCUUAGCUGUAUGGUAGCAAGGUGAGCUUACUUUUUCUGCUUCUUUGCAUAAAACCUUGAUGUAACUAGAACAACCUGGUCUCACAGGAAUCCGUGAAAUGACUACGGACGAAUAACUCGAAAUCCGUGGACACAUCACGGAAA
Gadus morhua (Atlantic cod) is the source of this 2952-nucleotide messenger RNA. Its product is annotated as coiled-coil domain-containing protein 177. Lineage: Eukaryota; Metazoa; Chordata; Actinopteri; Gadiformes; Gadidae. The transcript has a single exon. The record is from RefSeq and is a predicted model, not a curated record. Bases 415 to 2205 code for a protein of 596 amino acids.